Messenger RNA from Tachysurus fulvidraco (yellow catfish), 1095 nucleotides. Its product is annotated as beta-1,3-galactosyltransferase 9. Gene Ontology annotation, molecular function: hexosyltransferase activity. Gene Ontology annotation, cellular component: membrane. The record is from RefSeq and is a predicted model, not a curated record. The coding region runs from base 1 to 1095 and encodes 364 amino acids. The transcript is spliced from 2 exons. Lineage: Eukaryota; Metazoa; Chordata; Actinopteri; Siluriformes; Bagridae.
AUGCGGUUCUGUGUGUUCAGGUUGCAAACCCAUCAGUGGUGUUUUCUGCUCUGCAAUGUUGUGCUGUUCCAUGCGCUUUUAUUUGGUGGUGACAUUGUGGAAGAGUUCCUACUCCAGUCUUCUCCAGCUGCUUAUACUGACCGUGCUGUACUUGAACUCCGUGAGCGUGCACGCAAACUGGACCUGAGCGAUACCCUGCCCAACUCCUCGCAGAUUUACCCUAUUGGCUCCAAGCCCUGCCUUCAACACCAAGAUCUACUUCUUCUCACUAUUGUGUUUAGUGAUCCAGAUAAUGCCAGCCAGAGAGACGCAAUCAGAAACUCCUGGGGUAACCAGACAGUGGUGCAGGAUGUGGCAGUACGGACGCUGUUCUUUUUAAACCCAUCCACCGUGAAGACAGAACAUCAAAAGUUGUGGGAAGAGUCUGGCCGGCGUGGUGACGUUGUACAGUGUGAAGGGUCUUUGUCACGAAAUCACUGGGGUCAGGUGAAACUAGCUCUGCAUUGGGUUCUGCUUUUCUGUCCUCAGGCCAGAUUUGUUGUUCUGACAGAUGAUUCGGUUUUUUUAAAUGUUGCUGCACUCAGCAUGUACCUGCUAACACUCCGUACCCACCCCGAAGAUCUGUACCUGGGCAGGGUCAUUCAUCAUGCCUCACCUGAACGAAAUUAUAACAAACCUCACUAUAUCUCCUUCCAUCUCUAUCCAGACCGGAAUUUCCCUGAUUACUGCUCUGGACCUGCCUUCCUGAUGUCUCAGGAUGUAGUGCGUAAAGUUUAUGUGGCCUCUAAGGAUGUAGACCUAGCUCUCCCUUCAGAUGUCUUGAUUGGUCUGUGUGCAAGAGCAGCGGGCAUUGUGGCUACUCACAGUGCGCGCUUUUCUGGAGAACGACAUGUGCGCUACAACCCUUGCUGCUAUAACUUCCUGUUCAGCUCAGCCACAGUGGAUGCAGAGCUGAUGAGCAUAGCCUGGAAGGAUUUGGACAAGGGAAAAGGGCGGCAAUGUAGCAUGUUUGAAACCUAUUAUAGUUUGGUAGUAUGCAAGGCCAUGACUUACCUAAACAGUGUCAACUUUCUCAGUGGAAACAACACAAAAUAA